Messenger RNA from Linum trigynum, 444 nucleotides. Lineage: Eukaryota; Viridiplantae; Streptophyta; Magnoliopsida; Malpighiales; Linaceae. The record is from the annotation of a GenBank genome assembly.
AUGCGGCUGUAUUCAAUGGUAGACGAGGAGCAAUACUUUGCAAAAGUCAAGGCAACUAUUGAUAUUGAGAAGCCGCUUCGUAGCUGGCUUCAAGCUUCACACCCAGCUCUGGGAAAUUUCAGGGUGGAGAUAGUGUAUGAAUGUCUGCCUUUAUUCUGCUACAAGUGUGGGAGGAUUGGCAACGAUGAACAGCACUGCCGAUUUUCGCCACCUCAUUCGGGUGUCGAAAAUUAUGGCCCACAUAUGAUGACGGAGAUCUUCGGCAACAGGCUAUAUGACCGGACUCUGCUCCCGUCAAACCCGCCGGCGACGAGAGGAACAAAACAAGCUUGGGGGUCUAGUCCUAGGCCUAACCAAUGUCGGUCAUCAACCGUUUGGCUUAACCCAAAUCUGGUGGCUGGUAGUGGGGGAGAACAUGGCAAAGCAAGCGGUGAUCAUGACUAA